Molecule: messenger RNA, 925 nt
Organism: Perognathus longimembris pacificus (Pacific pocket mouse)
Lineage: Eukaryota; Metazoa; Chordata; Mammalia; Rodentia; Heteromyidae
Gene: Izumo4
Product: IZUMO family member 4
Exons: 7
Coding region: 16-828 (270 amino acids)
Cellular component (GO): nucleus
Source: RefSeq, a predicted model, not a curated record
GGAGGCGUGGUACUAAUGACGCCGUUGGUUGGUGCGCGGCUGGAGGGCGUGGCGCUGGCGGCGCCGUUGGUUGGCGGGCGGCGGCGGGCCAUGGCCCUGCUGUUGUGCCUGGGAAUGGCCGCCGCGCUGGCCCGAGGCUGCCUGCACUGCAACGGCAACUUCUCGGAGAAGUUCUCCUUCUACCGCCACCACGUGAACCUCAAGUCUUGGUGGGUGGGUGACAUCCCCGUGUCUGGGGCGCUGCUCACCGAGUGGAGUCAGGACACGAUGAAGGAGCUACACUUGGCCAUCCCAGCGGAGAUCACCCGGGAGAAGCUAGACCAAGUAGCGGAAGCCGUGUACCAGAGGUUGGAUCAGCUGUACCAGGGGAAAAUGUACUUCCCUGGGUAUUUCCCCAAUGAGCUGAGAACCAUUUUCCGGGACCAAGUGCACCUCAUCCAGAAUGCCAUCAUCGAAAAAAUAAUUGGCACAAAAUACCAGUGUGAGCCCUGCUCACGUGGUCUUCCUCCUCAUCGCUUCACCUGGGACGUGCAGAACCACCCCAGCCUUCCUGACAUCCCCAAGCUUCACUUGUCUGGAGCCCCAGCAUCUGGCCAACCUGACUUUGGAAAAUGUCUCCGAGUGUUUGACCCAGCACUGACAAGGCCCUGCAUCAGGCCACAACAGGGGCCAGGAUUCAGCUCAGGCUGGACUGGGAACAAGCUGGCUGCCAUAUUGAAUUUCCCCCUCUUAACUCCUGUGGAGCUCAGCCUGGGCUGGGGUUGUGGGAGGGAGAUGGGUUUAUGUAUUGAUAGCAUUGGCCCCAGGCAGGGCCACAGAACAUUUUGAUGGGACCAUUAAAGCGUCCUAACACUUCUUAUUGAAGACCAGUUUUUUCCCCUCCUUGUGCCAGUACUGAGGCUUGAACUCAGGACAUUGGACCCUG